Molecule: messenger RNA, 993 nt
Organism: Trichomycterus rosablanca
Lineage: Eukaryota; Metazoa; Chordata; Actinopteri; Siluriformes; Trichomycteridae
Product: phospholipase A and acyltransferase 4-like
Exons: 5
Coding region: 133-648 (171 amino acids)
Biological process (GO): N-acylphosphatidylethanolamine metabolic process
Cellular component (GO): cytoplasm
Molecular function (GO): glycerophospholipid phospholipase A1 activity; A2-type glycerophospholipase activity
Source: RefSeq, a predicted model, not a curated record
UGUGACGUUUGACGCUAAUACAAACGAGUACGCGUGUGAGUUUUAGUGCAGAAAAUCGGAGCUGCUCCAUCACACAGUUGUGGACGUGUCGUGAAUGAAUGACAAAACCCAAAGACUGUCACCAGCAUCACAAUGGCACCAUCAAAGUUGGAACAGAAGCCAGAGCCUGGUGACUUGAUUGAAAUAUUUCGUGGUGGUUAUCAACACUGGGCAAUUUAUGUCGGUGAAGGUUACGUCAUUCACCUGGCACCACCCUCUGAGUAUGCUGGAGCCGGUCCAAACAGCAUUAUGUCAGUGAUGUGUGAUCAGGCCCUGGUAAAGAAGGAACUGCUUUCGGAUGUGGUGGGCAAUGACCGUUAUGAGAUCAACAACAUGCGAGACGAUAAAUAUGAGCCUCGUUCCAUUCCUGUCAUCCUUAAGGAGGCACACAGCCUUGUGGGUAAGAAGCUGCCCUACUGCGUGGCCAGAGCAAACUGUGAGCAUUUUGUCACCGAGUUGAGAUACGGGAAGGCCGAGUCGCGACAGGUGCGGCGAGUUGUACAGGUUGGAGCGGUGGUGGGUUUUGCUACGACGAUUGUUUUGGGAGCUGCUGCUCUUUAUUCAUCCAUUACUAACUCAAGAGACAAGGAGAAGAAGAGCACAGAGUGAACCCUCAGCUGGGAAGGAGCUAAAAGAAUGAUCGCUGGCAGGCCUUUCAAAGCUAAUCCAAAGCUUAUACAAUAAACACGUGGAAAGAACACACGUUUUGUACAAAACAUGCAGUUUUGUAGUAACCACAAAUAUUUUGUAGUAACCACUUAAUAUUUAGUCAAUUACAAAGGAAUCUUACCUCCUCUGCUACGUUUGGCUAGUAAUUUACUGACGAUCUGGAUAAACUGACCACAGGCAACAGUUUGGAUAAAUAGUCAGAAUUUUUACUCAUCUGUUCUUAUUUGUAUGUAAAUAAUUGUACUGUUUUGUAACAUCUUAAAAAAUAUUAAAAGUGUGGUGGUU